Molecule: messenger RNA, 1086 nt
Organism: Anolis carolinensis (green anole)
Lineage: Eukaryota; Metazoa; Chordata; Lepidosauria; Squamata; Anolidae
Gene: plpp2
Product: phospholipid phosphatase 2
Exons: 6
Coding region: 108-956 (282 amino acids)
Biological process (GO): phospholipid metabolic process; signal transduction; phospholipid dephosphorylation
Cellular component (GO): plasma membrane
Molecular function (GO): phosphatidate phosphatase activity
Source: RefSeq, a predicted model, not a curated record
CCUUCCUUUCCUUUCCUGGAUCUUCCCAGAAGCUCAGGAUCCUCCCCGGUGAUCCUCAGGGGUCUCCGGCCUCCUCCUUCCCAUGUGAUCCCUCCCGACAGAGGACCAUGCAGCGCCCCAAGAUCUUCGUGGCCUUGGACUGCCUUUGCCUGCUGCUUGCCUCCUUGCCCUUCAUUGUCCUCACUUGGGUCAACUCUCCCUACCAACGUGGUUUCUAUUGCGAUGACGAGUCCAUCCGCUAUCCCUACAAGCCGGACACCAUCACGCACGGUGUCAUGGCCGGCGUCACCAUCUCGUGCACCGUUGUCAUCAUUUCGGCCGGAGAAGCCUACCUCGUCUACACCGAGCGCCUCUACUCGCGGUCCGGGUUCAACAACUACCUGGCCGCUCUCUACAAAGUGGUGGGGACCUUCCUCUUCGGGGGAGCAGUCAGCCAGUCCCUGACGGACUUGGCCAAGUACAUGGUCGGCCGCCUGAGGCCCAACUUCCUGGCCGUCUGCGACCCGGACUGGUCCAAAGUCAACUGCUCCGUCUACGUCCAGCUAGAAGGGCUCUGCCGCGGAGGAGCCAGGAACGUCACCGAGUCCAGGUUGUCGUUCUAUUCGGGACACUCCUCCUUCGGGAUGUACUGCAUGAUGUUCCUCGCGCUCUACGUCCAGGCCCGUCUGGUGGGGCGGUGGGCCCGGCUGGUGCGCCCCACCGUCCAGUUCUUCCUCGUGUCCUUCGCCGUCUUCGUGGGCUACAGCCGUGUCUCGGACUACAAGCACCACUACACCGACGUCUUGAUCGGACUCAUCCAAGGAGCUCUCGUCGCCAUCCUGGUGGUCCGCUACAUCUCGGACUUCUUCAAGCAGCGCCCCCUGUUGGCUUGUGCUGAGAAGGACGCCAAGGCCAACGUCCCGCUUCCUUUGAAUGAACCGGAUCAGAACCAUUACAUCUACCACUCCCCGACCUGAACGAACUGCUUGUUUGUGUUUUUGUAUAUAUUUUUAUAUUUGUUCUUGGACUACAACUCCUAUCAUCCCGUUCGUGGCCGGGAUUGAGGAGAGAUGGGUCACAAAUAAACGUUGUUGUUGUUGUUUAUUA